Messenger RNA from Trematomus bernacchii (emerald rockcod), 3020 nucleotides. RefSeq names its product proteoglycan 4b (gene prg4b). The record is from RefSeq and is a predicted model, not a curated record. Lineage: Eukaryota; Metazoa; Chordata; Actinopteri; Perciformes; Nototheniidae. The transcript has 13 exons. The coding region runs from base 90 to 2555 and encodes 821 amino acids.
GUCAGCCGGCCCCUCUCAGCCUUUUAAAAGCAGCCGAGUCCAACCUCCAGCAGGACUCUGACAGAGGCUCACACAAGAUUUACUGAAGGAUGUCUUCUCCUGUACUUUGUGCUGUUACUCUGCUGGCAUGUGCUUUGACAUUUGGCGCAGCUCAGACAAGCUGUAAAGGUCGCUGUGGUGCUGAGUACUACAGGGGUAACAUGUGCCAGUGUGAUUAUGGCUGCCUGGAGUAUGAAGAGUGCUGCAGAGACUAUGAAUCCCAAUGCACCACAAAAAGCUCCUGUAAAGGACGGUGUGGCGAAGGCUUCAAAAGAGGCCGUCUGUGUAGCUGCGACUCUGACUGUGUUAAAUUCAAACAGUGUUGUCCUGAUCGUAAUCUGCACUGUGAUGCAGACGAGCCGACAUUGAAUGAUGCAAGUGAUCCUUCUACAUUCAGUGAGGAAAACCAUGCAGAUGACAAUUCUAUUCCACUGGUCAGUCCAACAUCAAAUCCACAAGAUGAUCUUGGUGAUGAUAUGUACAACCAGAUUUUUCCCACUGAUGAGUUUUCCAACAAUGGAGUUGAGGACCCGGAGGCAGGUCCAGUCCCACAGAGCACCAGCGGCUAUGAGUUGUCCACAGCUGGCGUGUUGGAUCAAAUAUCUACUGAACCCACCCAGGAUCCAGACCCUGCUGAUCCGCUUGAUGUUACCCCAGACCCUACUGUCAAUCAGCUUGAUGUUACCCCAGACCCCACUGCUGAUCUGCUUGAUGUUACCCCAGACCCUACUGACGAUCUGCCUAAUGUCACCCCAGACCCCACUGCAGAUCUUCCUAAUGCUACCCCUGACCCUAAUGCCGAUCUUCCUAAUGCUACCCCUGACCCUAAUGCCGAUCUUCCUAAUGCUACCCCAGACCCUACUGACGAUCUGCCUAAUGUCACCCCAGACCCCACUGCAGAUCUUCCUAAUGCUACCCCUGACCCUAAUGCCGAUCUUCCUAAUGCUACCCCUGACCCUAAUGCCGAUCUUCCUAAUGCUACCCCUGACCCUAAUGCCGAUCUUCCUAAUGCUACCCCAGAUCCUAAUGCCGAUCUUCCUAAUUCUACCCCAGACCCAACUGCCGAUCAACUUAAUGUAACCCCAGACCCCACUGCCGAUCAGCUUAAUAUCACCCCAGACCCUAAUGCCGAUCUUCCUAAUGCUACCCCAGACCCUACUGCCGAUCUUCCUAAUGCUACCCCAGACCCUACUGCCGAUCAGCUUGAUGUCACCCCAGACCCUAUUGCCGAUCAGCUUAAUGUAACCCCAGACCCUACUGCCGAUCAGCUUGAUGUCACCCCAGACCCAACUGCCGAUCAACUUAAUGUAACCCCAGACCCCACUGCCGAUCAGCUUGUUGUCACCCCAGACCCAACUGCCGAUCAACUUAAUGUAACCCCAGACCCCACUGCCGAUCAGCUUGUUGUCACCCCAGACCCAACUGCCGAUCAACUUAAUGUAACCCCAGACCCCACUGCCGAUCAGCUUAAUAUCACCCCAGACCCUAAUGCCGAUCUUCCUAAUGCUACCCCAGACCCUACUGCCGAUCUUCCUAAUGCUACCCCAGACCCUACUGCCGAUCUUCCUAAUGCUACCCCAGACCCUACUGCCGAUCAGCUUGAUGUCACCCCAGACUCCACCAAAAACACUCCACUUGAAGCCACCCCGAAACCCCAAGACAAACCAGCUCCAAACAAGCCAUCACAAACUAAACCAACGACACCUAAACCCAGCUCCAAUUCUGAGACUAAGCCUCUGAUCCCCACGCAAACCCUCACCAUAGACAAUCCUAAAGACUACCAAGCAGAUGACAGCAAUGAUACAAAUCUGUGCAGCGGACGUCCGGUUGGCGCAGUCACUACACUGAGGAACGGCACCAUGGUCGUUUUCAGAGGACACUACUUCUGGCUUGUUGACAGAUACAUGGUGCCUAGUCCGGCUCAGAGCAUCACACAGGUGUGGGGGGUCCCUUCCCCCAUCGACACUGCGUUCACCCGCUGCAACUGCCAGGGCAAAACAUACAUUUUUAAGGGACCCCAGUACUGGCGAUAUGAAAAUGGUUUGUUGGACCCUCAUUAUCCAAAGGUUGUUCAAGUGGGCUUUGAUGGGCUCCGUGGCCAAAUCACAGCGGCUCUAUCUGUCCCUCAGUACCAGAGCAGGAGAGAGUCUGUUUACUUCUUCAAAAGAGGGGGAACUGUGCAGAAAUAUUCCUACCAGUUGGGCACCAGUCCAACAUGUGGCAGGAAAGUCCACAAUGCUGUUUACACAGUCCGCAGCAGAGUGGUCCGACGAGCAGUGUCUCUUUUAGGGCCUUCCAUCAACAUCCGGACAUCAUGGAGAGGUUUCCCUUCGACCAUCACAGCUGCUGUGUCUGUCCCCAGCCGCACAGAACGGGAUGGAUACAAAUACCAUGUCUUCUCCAGAUCCACGUCCUACAACGUGAGGAUCGGCGGGGCACGUCCCGUCAUUCCUGCGCCGACAGCCAACGAGUCACCUCAGAGUAGAGAUUUCUUCAAAUGCCAAAAGAAAGUCUGAUGAAAGAUUUUGUUUUCCUAUAGUUUUAUUACAUUCUUCAUAAACCACACCGCUCCAGCAUGGACUGAUUACAAAAAGGUACUUUAAAGUAGUAAAGCAAAACUAAAAACAACAGGCUUCAGAACAAGUAAACACCAUCAAAGCUGAAUACAGAAUCUGAGCACGCCGAUUGGAAAAUGUGUAAUGUGUUUCUAAAAGGGAAUGACAUCUACUCCAGUCACGUCCGUCUCGAAGUCCUCUGAUUAGUGCUUCAUCUCGCAAAUCGUCUUCCGUGUAAACCCCGAGAAGGAAAUCCCUGACCUGUAACGAUAAAAUAUUUUGUUCAAAUUAAGCCUGCUAUACUGAUGUAAAGAUUCUGUACAGUGGCUGUAUAAAACGUGUAUAACAUGUAAUGUUUCAUCUGUUAUUCUCAUUAACAUGCAUUUUAACACACAAACAUGAAUUAAAUGCCAUGAAUGAAACAAA